This is a messenger RNA of Capsella rubella, 1074 nucleotides long. RefSeq names its product putative F-box/kelch-repeat protein At5g03000. Gene Ontology annotation, molecular function: protein binding. The coding region runs from base 1 to 1074 and encodes 357 amino acids. Lineage: Eukaryota; Viridiplantae; Streptophyta; Magnoliopsida; Brassicales; Brassicaceae. The transcript has 2 exons. The record is from RefSeq and is a predicted model, not a curated record.
AUGACCAAGAAGAAACCACCACCAGAGUUAUUAUCACCACCUCCGUCGUUCUGUUCGUUGCCUUACGACCUCGCUCUCAGCUGUUUGGCUCGUGUGUCGAGAUACCAUCAUCCAUAUCUAUCCAUGGUCUCCAAGUAUUUCCGAUCUCUCAUAGCUUCCCCUGAACUCCAGGCAACACGAUCCCGCAUGGGAAUAACUGAGACUUACCUAUGUGUCUGUUUACGCCUGUAUAGGUACAACAAAUAUAGUUAUAGAUGGUUCACACUUGCACCAGUUCCCAAACCAAAGAAAUUGGAACCCAUCACUUCGUUUCCGUAUCUUUAUCCCAAAUACUCAACCCUUCUCGGGACUGGUUCUGAUAUUUACAAGAUCGGUAGCUUCGUGAAUGGAAAGGAAAUUAGAUACCUAUACGAACUGCUGACUUUCGAUUGUCUAACACAUAAAGGGUCUAGACUCCCCAAGAUGCGUGUAGCUAGAGAAGAUCCAGCCGUUGAUGUAAUUAACGGUAAGGUAUAUGUGAUUGGAGGCAACGAGUCUAGUAAUAUCGAAGACUGGGGAGAGGUUUAUGACCCAAAGACUCAUACUUGGGAGCCGGUAUUUCCCACUACACAAGAUCUCACCAGUCAAAUGAGUGUGGUUCCUGGUAAGUUAGUAAUGGAUGGCAAUGUUUAUACCAUUAAUAAUGGCUACAAGGUUAGCUUCAGGACGGGUCGUCUCUUGGUAAAGAUUGAUGACAACAUAUUGUACCAGACGAGGGUCUCGAUAGGGAAGUUACUUUGGUAUGAUCCAGAGAAAAAUUUGGGGUGGACUAAUGUUAAGGGACUUGACGAACUGCCUGAAAUUAUAUAUCUUACAUAUUCGUCCGAAAAUUCCCAAGGAGAAAGAAGAAGGGUGACAGUUUGGUGGAAGACGUUUAAGGAAUGUAAGACUGAUAUUUGGUGUGCUGAGAUUUCGUUUGAGAGACGAGAAGGAGAGCUUUGGGGCUUUGUUGAAUGGUCUGAGAUUGUGUUAACUUCGGGCAGAUGUGACACUCCUUCCUCUUUCCUUUUGGAUUCUGUUAUUGUGACUUAUUGA